Molecule: messenger RNA, 973 nt
Organism: Cucumis melo (muskmelon)
Lineage: Eukaryota; Viridiplantae; Streptophyta; Magnoliopsida; Cucurbitales; Cucurbitaceae
Exons: 2
Coding region: 203-784 (193 amino acids)
Source: RefSeq, a predicted model, not a curated record
AAUUGUUAGUGUCCAGAAAAGGGGAAGGGAAAAAAAUCACAACGUAGACAAUAUGGUGUGUGAUAUUAAAUAUCAAAAUAUCCCCUGAAAAGGCAAACAAUAUCUUUUAUCUUCUUUACAAUAUUCCAUCUUCUUCCAUUUUUCUUCUUCUUUUUUUUUUUCACUCAAAUAUCUCUGUUCCCAUAACACUGACACCCAAGAAAUGGACGGUUCAGAAGGAGAAGAAGCUCCAAAUCCAAAUCCCGACGAAAAUUUCCUAGUAAUUAGAGACGACUAUUUUGUUCAUCAUGAAUCCCCUGUUUUCCCCCCAAUUCUCCACGAAGAUUUGCCAGUACUAACUGUUGAGAAUCACAUACCCUCCUCCGACGAAUCGGAAUCAUCGGAAUCGUCGGAUUCAUCGGAUUCAUCGACUCCGGAGAGUUCCGAUAUGCGACUGAGAGCCGUUGUGGUAGAAGCUAUUAUGAGGGGUUGUGAGGUGGUUAAAGCGAAGGUGGUUUCUGGAAUUGUUGGAUUUGGAUGCUACGGUGUGAGAUUACGGUCUAUUUUCGGGGCUACGGCAAUGGCGGGUUUGUUGAUUGUAUUGUUGUUUUUGUUAAAGAUGAAGAUGAAGGUGUGGCUGCCAUGGCGGCCACGAGGUUUGGCUGUUCGUAGGGAUAAGGAAGAGCCUUUGGUUCUUCUCCUUAAACACAAGGAUGAGAAAAUCAAUCAACUCUUACUUCAAAUUGCUCAAAUGAAUGAAACGCUCUCAGCUCGUCGAAAGGUUCCUGUUGUCAGAAUUAAAUGACGAAUGCAGCUUUUAAAAUGAUUCAAUUCCAUAUAGGAGUUGGUCAAAUUUGAUGCCAUUGAGUUUACUGAGACUUGUAAUGUAGUUUGUACAUUUACUUUUCUUUCAUACAUCUUAUAUGUCUAUACAUAACCUCCAAAUACUAUACAUUUAUAAAUAAGAAUAUUAUUAUACCUUAAGGAGACAAAA